GCGACGUCAGCUCUCGUCGCGGCCCUCCCGCCGCCAUCGCCUUUCGCGGCGAUGCUGCGACGGUCAAAAUUCGCGACAUACGACCCUCAAGUUGCCCAAAUCUACACCGCCUAUGGUGGGUACGCACACCGCGGGGACUGGGGCCUCAAGCGCCCCCUGUCUGUCCGCAAGCGCGAUAAAUACAUCACCAUCCAAACCAUCGACUCGCCAGAGCAGCAGACGGAGUGGCGUACUGGAGAGUCGGAGAGCCGUUGGAUUCGACGGUGGAGCGAGGUUGGCACCGAAGUUCAGAUGAGAGGGAUAUGGGAUCGUCAGACCGUGAACCAUGACUGGGUUAUCGAUUCAGAUUUCACUCUAGGAACCGAGGAUGGUGCGGUGUUGAAGGCACAGAAGGCACAGAUGCAGAAGACGAAGGAUGCAGAAUUACUUGCGGAGGGUGAUCGGGUCGCAGAAGCGGGCGAGGAGCAGAUGGUGGAAAACACAGAGCCAGCUGAGCAAACUCCCCUUUCUGCAUACAACGCAGUCGUCCCCAAUAUCAUGGCCAUGAGCCCCAAGGAGUUCGAGAGCUACGUCGAAAAGCUUCGAGCGCAGAGGCCGCAGUUCAAGCAGUUCCUCAAAAACCAGGUUCAACAGACCCAAGCUGCGCGGGCGAAAGAUAACAGGGCCAUGGCUAUCAUCGUGCAAGAACCCUUCGAGGAAGCCCAACGAGCCUCCGCUCUUCUAGUGCGCAAGGCAUUCCUUCAGCAUUCCGUUCAGGAGCAGUACCGCGAUCCCUCUUCCCGUAUGAUCGAGCAACGUCCUCACCGCAACGCCGGUCUCUCGUAUGCGCUCGCCUCCCCGUUAACCAAUUUCUUCUUGGUCAAGCCUCAGCCUGGACGGCAGAUUACUGUGCAAGAAAAACCCAUGAUCAGUUUUGGAGGGAUGGUUUCCACUCUUGCUGGAUCGUCCGAUGUACAGGAUAAUCUCUCUCUCCGCAUGGCAUCCGCAAAGUUGUUAUCUACUCCACGCGUCGUUGGGGAACAACCCUCUGGACUGGAAGGAGUGGGGCUCGAGACGACAGUGCGGGAUAUGUCCGAGAUGGCGUUGAUUCGGAGGAGUCCUCACAAGCCGGGAUCGCGCAAGUAUGUUGGACAGGCGCGCACACACCUCCAGAGCAAGACCAGGCGCCUGAGCAUGACGAGUCCUCGCUCAAGAGAGAAGGCAUCAUCUGUCCCGCUGAGACAAGCGAAUAGCGCUAGCACUAAGGUUGCGUCGACGACAGCCUUACUAGAUACGUUGAACCGGAUUGUGAAGGUUGGGGCCGUUGGGCACGACUAGAUCGAGCACAACGAUUGUCAUAUAUACAUCUGUCUAUCCUUUACGGAGUAAUCAGGCUAUGUAAUGCUUUUCGGAGGUCACCAUCCUUCUC
Messenger RNA from Heterobasidion irregulare TC 32-1, 1408 nucleotides. RefSeq lists its product as uncharacterized. The coding region runs from base 52 to 1317 and encodes 421 amino acids. The transcript has a single exon. The record is from RefSeq and is a predicted model, not a curated record. Lineage: Eukaryota; Fungi; Basidiomycota; Agaricomycetes; Russulales; Bondarzewiaceae.